ACUGUGAUUGGUUCAGACAGGGUGUUUGGGCUGCAGUUAGCUAUUAAAUUAGUGUUUGGAGACAUAUAUUGCAGAGUCAUGUGUUUUUGUUUGAGUUCUGUCUGACUGCUUCAUUCCUGGUGUUUCUGGUCUCACAGUGGACAUCAUGCGCCUUUACUUUGCAGCCUUUCUUCUUUGUGCUAUCACAGCUUCAGAGGGAAAAGCAGUCCCCUCUCUGCCAAAUUUUGGGAAGAGCUAUCAUGUAAAAGGAGUGAUCUCUCUGCCUUAUGCUGAGAUCAAGGAGCCAUUUGAGGCCUGGUUGAACCUAGCAGCGAAGUCCAGUCGCAUAGACUACUACCUUGGCCAGGUGUCGACGUACCAGUUGGGGGCAGAGAAGCCAUGGGGCAUUUCAUAUAAAAUCUCUCCUGAGACCACUGAGGUGAAGCUGAAUGAAAUGAAGUGUUUCCAGGUCAACGGCACAAAAGAAGAGGCAGUAAAAACGCAGGCGUCACUGCCUGAUGUGCAGGGCUUCGAGUUCCUGGGAAUGCAGUACUAUGGAGACUCCCUGUGUGAAGUUUGGCAGAAUGUGACCACUGUAGGUUUCAAGAAGAAUACAUAUAAACUCUGGGUGACUCAUUCAGAGAAAAGUACAGAUGGAAAGGAAGAGCCUGCCACACCGGUCCAUUAUGAGAUGAUGGGAUACAACACACUGUUGGGCUCCCAUUAUGACAAAUACUUGGUGGACUACAAAGAAUUCAGCCCUCAUGUGGACCCCUCAGUGUUUUCACUGCCUGAAGGGAUGACUUGUGGGGGAUUUCCUGGUCCUGGAGUGGAGCACCACAUGUUAGCCAAUCCUAUGAAAGAUCUAAUCCACACAACAGCAUCAGGCCACUCACAGCGCAUGUUCAGCCAUUUUAAGGACAAGUUCCAGCGUCAGUACAGCGACGAAAGAGAGCAUGAAAAAAGAGAGCACGCUUUUGUGCAUAAUCUCAGAUAUGUCCACUCCAAAAACAGAGCAGGCCUGCCUUUCUCUCUGGCUCUGAAUUCUCUGUCAGACCUCACCAUGAUGGAGCUGGCCACCAUGAGGGGAAGGAAACCAGGAAAGACCCCAAACAAAGGGCUUCCAUUCCCUGCAAGGAUUUACGAAGGGGUGACCGUACCUGACUCUCUUGACUGGAGGCUUUAUGGUGCUGUGACCCCUGUGAAAGACCAGGCCAUCUGCGGCUCCUGCUGGAGCUUUGCCACCACUGGAGCAGUAGAGGGCGCUCUCUUCCUUAAGACGGGCUCCCUGCAGGUCUUGUCUCAGCAGAUACUGGUGGACUGUUCCUGGGGUUUUGGCAAUAAUGGCUGUGAUGGAGGGGAGGAGUGGAGGGCAUAUGAGUGGAUCAUGAAACACGGAGGCAUUGCUACAACAGAAAUGUAUGGAGCUUAUCAGGGAAUGAACGGAUUUUGCCACUUAAAUGCAUCCCAGCUUACUGCGCAUAUCAAGAGCUACACUAACGUCACAUCAGGGGACGCAGAGGCACUGAAGCUGGCGCUCUUUAAAAACGGCCCAGUGGCAGUCAGUAUUGAUGCUUCACAUCGAUCAUUUGUUUUCUACAGUCACGGAGUCUACUAUGAACCUGCUUGUGGUAAUAAAACAGAUGACUUGGACCAUGCUGUGCUUGCAGUGGGAUAUGGCACCUUGGAUGGGGAGCCAUACUGGUUGAUAAAGAACUCAUGGUCUACCUACUGGGGAAAUGAUGGCUACAUCCUUAUGUCUAUGAAAGAUAACAACUGUGGCGUCACUACUGAUGCAACAUAUGUUACACUAGCAUAGAUCAGCACAUCUUCUUUGUGUUAAUACCACUAUGUGAGUGCCUGAGGAAAAAUAACACAUUAUUUUGGAUGUAUCAGGGUUAUGGUUUUUUCAAUGUGUUUAAUAUUUUUUGAUGUGUUUAAUGUUGUGUGACACAAGUGUUAAUCUGAUGCUGCAGAGCUCACACACAAUAAAUCUGCUUCUUAAAUUAUGAUUUUGACGUGUGUCUGCAGGUGGCACAAAGUCGACAGUGCCUUCAUUUCAGUUGUAAAAAAGCACAUUCUGUGACACAUUUCCACUUGUUCUUUUUAAUUUGUCAAGAUGAAAUGCACUGGGCUGGAAUCAUUGCAAUAAAAAUUGGAUUUGUUUGACAUUA
Messenger RNA from Notolabrus celidotus (New Zealand spotty), 2153 nucleotides. RefSeq lists its product as uncharacterized. Gene Ontology annotation, molecular function: cysteine-type endopeptidase activity. Gene Ontology annotation, biological process: immune response. The record is from RefSeq and is a predicted model, not a curated record. NCBI's taxonomy places the organism in Eukaryota, Metazoa, Chordata, Actinopteri, Labriformes, Labridae. Bases 146 to 1798 code for a protein of 550 amino acids. The transcript has 11 exons. Gene Ontology annotation, cellular component: lysosome.